Molecule: messenger RNA, 868 nt
Organism: Lactuca saligna
Lineage: Eukaryota; Viridiplantae; Streptophyta; Magnoliopsida; Asterales; Asteraceae
Source: the annotation of a GenBank genome assembly
CUUGUGAUUAUGUUACUCGACAAUGGCGCUUUCAUCUACAUUCGAAGAGAGACUUUAUCAAAUGGAGGAAACCAGAAACCAACGCCUCUCUCUUUUGCAGGCCGAGAAAGAGCUCCAGCAAAAUAAAUCUCAAGCUCUAGCUUCGAAGCUUUCUGGUAUCAGAUACAUUGAACAGAGGUGCUUCAAGCUCGAUCACAAAAUUGCCUCACAACAAUUCAUCAUUUCUUCCCUCAAAUCGCAACUCGAUCGCCUCGAUUCAAUCCAUCUGAAUCAAAUCAAGCAAUUCAGGCUUUUGAAAAGUGAAGUGGAAAAUCUGGAAGGGUUAGAUAAGGAAAAGGACAAGUAUUAUGCGUUGAAAGCUCGUGAGAUUGACAACUUUAGGUCUCGAGCUGAGAUUUUUGCUACCGAAUCCCAAAUGCGUGUGGAUGAAUUGAGGAAUUGUGUGAAUGAGCUCCAAUCGAGUUUCAUCCAACUUCAACACAGUGCUGGGUACUCAAAUAAUCCUGACUUAGCUGCAGCUGAAAUGAGAAAAUCUGAACUUGAAGCUACAAAAGAGUCUUUAGAUAGAAAGUUGGCUUCUAAUUACAACACAAGGGCACACUUGCAAAAGCAGCUAAAGAGUUUGCUUAUUUCACAAAAAAGAAUGGAGGAAAACCUUGAAAGAUAGGAUCUUUUCAAAACAAUGGAUAUAGAAUAGACGAAUUUCAAAGCAAACAAACGAUUGUAUAUAAGUAUAAACAUUACUUUUUAUUUUUUAUUUUUUUAAAGGGGAUAAUGACUUGAAAGGGUAACGAACUUUCGACUUUUGUCACAUUUAGUCACUAAACUUUUUUUCCUUAUCUAUUUGCCAUUGAACUAUAUUUUACCU